Molecule: messenger RNA, 1674 nt
Organism: Spodoptera frugiperda (fall armyworm)
Lineage: Eukaryota; Metazoa; Arthropoda; Insecta; Lepidoptera; Noctuidae
Gene: mnb
Product: serine/threonine-protein kinase minibrain-like
Exons: 3
Coding region: 1321-1644 (107 amino acids)
Source: RefSeq, a predicted model, not a curated record
UAGUGCCAGUUAUUCAAGCGUUGUUUAUUAAUAAUAUUACGAAAUGUAUUCAGGUAUAACAAAAUAAAUGUAUAUAAGCAUUACGUAUUCACGUCCCCAUUUUGUUAUCACACUUUUCAUUAAAUGGGUCACAUUCUGAUGCAUUCGAUUCUAUUUUCCUCUCGGGCCGAGCGUGCGGGCCAAGGUGAUGUUUAUACGACGCGCCCGCCGACCCUGCCACUAUGAAAAUCUACUGGAUGCAUUAUUCUUCUCCCUAAGUGCUUAAUAGAAUACUCGCUGAAUAAUUCACAAGUUGAAGACGGCUAAUAAAAGCGUGCUCGACAAGACGGUGGCGGUCGAUAUGUAAAGAGAUGAGAUCUAUUCAGGAAUAAUAUCGUGGUUGUUUACGGUGCGGCUCUCGGUUGGAUUGCGUCGCAACGGUCGCUAGUUUGCCCGCAGCUCAGACGGACGCGAUGGGGGGACACAGGUGGGAUGGAGCGAACGUCUGCGUCGGUGCUUUUUCAUUCUUUGUUUGCGUGGAGGAUUUGCAUACAAUCGGAGAAAUUGCGUGGCUGGCAGCAGCCGAGAAAAAAGGAAUUCGUGUAGUUUUAUGCAUAUGACUGUUAGAGGUGCGGGUCCUGUGAUUUUUCAUCCCAAUAGUAACUUCAAAGAUGUGCUGCUACUGGUGGGGUUCAAACUGGCACCCUUUGUUAUGAAACAUUUUUCUAUCAGUCAUUAAUUACCAAAUAACUUCUUCAAUUCCUUGUAACUACGCCAAAAAAUUGUAAAGAACGUAAUGUAAUAACUUCCCGACAUGGAGAUUUGAUAGUAAAUCGUUCACCGAUAAGCAUGGCUCGAUCGGUCGGUCAGUGUAUAGUUUACCGACGCGUUUGUCAUCUGAAUCACGUGGCCUUCCGUUCGGUUAUUACUAGCAAGCAUUGGUUUCGCGCGUUAGUUGUGGCGGGCUGGCCGCGCCGACAUAGCGUCCUUAUCGACGGAGACGUGAAGUGCGCAUCAACACCGCCACGUGUAUAAACAUUGUUUCACAACAAUAACAUGCGGGUGACGCGGGCAAGGACGCUCGACGACGAUGCCGGCCCACCGCUCACCGACACAUUGAUUGUUUAACAACUACGUUCUGUGCUCAUCCACAAAGAAAUACUUAAGUGUCUACAGUUUUACAGUGAAAAAACACGAUGAGCGCAUUUGCUUGUUUGCGUCCACUCCGGACGAGGAUUUCUUACGAUGUUUGGAUUGUUCAAGUGCUUCUUUGUGACUUAAAACGUUAAUUUAGUGAUUUUUUGUGUAGUUCAAUUUACAAUUUUGAAGUGUUGUGUAGUGAUGGAUACCUAUUACGAAAGCGAACCUGGCAAUCUGGGCGUGGUUGGCGGCGGCAUGCCGGAGGCAGCUGGCGGCGAACGACGCCACGUGCCGUUGUACGGGAGACUGGUUGCUGAAGACCAGCUGGCGUCCAUGUCCGCGCCCUCAGACAUUCAGGUGAGCGCCACAGUGCGCGAUCCCCGAGCUUUCUGCUGCUACCAUACCCCCGCUCAGGCUAUGCAGGCCCGAAUACCACAUCACUUUCGAGACCCCUCGACAGCUCCGCUAAGAAAACUGAGCGUUGACCUCAUCAAAACCUACAAACACAUAAACGAGGUAAGCUAAUUUUAAUAGUUUAAUUAAUAGGUUAAACUU